UUAUCAAGAUGGCGCUGCGGCCGGGAUCAGCUGGAGGCGGCAGUUUCAUGUAUCCUGUCGGAGGAGGCUUGGGACUGCCACAAGGCAUGGUGCCCAUGCAGCAGCAGCAGCAACAACAGCAGCAGCAGCAGGCUUUCCCAAUGGUGCAGGUCAUGCAGCCAAAUAUGCAAAGCAUGAUGGGAAUGAACUACGGCGGUCAAAUGCCUCCAGGAGCCAUGCCCAUGCAGGGCGGGAUGGCAAUUGGGAUGCAAACCCCCGGGAUGCCAUUUUUGGGCCAACCCCAGUUUAUGGGUAUGAGACCUGCUGGACCCCAGUACACUACAGACAUGCAGAAACAAAUGGCAGAGGAGCACCAGAAGCGUCUAGAGCAGCAGCAGAAGAUGUUGGAGGAGGACAGGAAAAGGCGACAGUUUGAGGAGCAGAAACAGAAGCUGAGGCUGCUCAGUAGCGUCAAACCCAAGACAGGGGAGAAGAGUCGGGAUGACGCCUUGGAGGCUAUAAAGGGGAACCUGGAUGGUUUCAGCAGAGACGCCAAGAUGCACCCCACACCGUCGUCACAGAGCAAGAAGCCAGACUCAUCAUCAUCGUCAUCAUCUCACUCGUCUGUCACCACUACCUCCCUUCCCCCAUCUCUCUCAGAGGCCAGUGAUGAAUUUAGUGACUUUCAGGGGCCUGUAGACACCCCAGGAUCUUUUCCCACUUCUUCCUCCUCCUCUACCAUCCAUGGUCACCUCCCUCCGGCCUCCUCGUCUUCCUCCCACAUGACAGGUUUCUCCAGAGAGGAUGAGGAGUUUAGUGACUUUGUUCAGGUUCCGCUAAAUUCCGCUUGCUCCCAACCUUCCGCCCUCGCUUCCUCUAUGUCCCUUCCCACUGCCACGCAGCCCUCUGCUGUCAACACCAGCUCCCAAUCUGCGUUUCAAGGCCCGUCCUUGGAAGAAAAGCUUUUCUCCUCGUGCAACCUCACGGCUCAUAAGACGGCCCAGAUGAACUUUAAAUCCAAGCAGAGUUUGACUAAAAUGAGCCCCAGAGCUAAAAUUUCAGCCCAGUUUCAAGCCAGCAGUAAAGCAAGGAAUUGGGCUACAGCCACUGGGGACUUUGGUUCCAUCUUCAUUGCAGACAGGCUACCUGAAGCCCCCGUGUUGGCACCUGGCGUGGCCCCGUCUGCCAGCGAACCCCACACUCAAAGCAGUGCGGGUGUUGGUGUUUAUCCACAACAAGAGCACAUCCAGUCCAUGCUGCCAUCUUGGCUUUACAAUGACAGUCUCAUCCCAGAAAUGUUCAAGAAGGUUCUAGAGUUCACCAUGACACCGGCAGGGAUCGACACCGCCAAGCUCUACCCUCUCCUCAUGUCGUCAGGUCUUCCCAGGGAAGCCUUGGGGCAAAUCUGGGCGUCUGCCAACCGCACGACACCUGGCAUGCUGACCAAGGAGGAGCUCUACACCGUGCUCGCAUUAAUUGCUGUGGCACAGAGCGGCCUGCCUGCGAUGAAUGUGGAAAUCCUCAGUCAGUUCCCAUCUCCACCAAUGCCCAAUCUCCCAGCCCUCUCUAUGGCAGUGGCCCCCGUCAUGCCUCAGCACCAGCAGCCCAUGAUGACCCAUCCGCCAGUCUCCAUGGCCAUGUCCAUACCGGCCCCGACCGUGAUGGCCAUGACACCGGCGGCUCCUGCACCUGCUACAGCACCCGCCAACACCAACUUUAUUGCCAGUUUCCCACCUGCUCAGGGGACCAAAGUUGACGACGACGACGACUUCCAGGACUUCCAGGAGGCCCCAAAGGCUGGCGUGGGAGACCAGGCAUUCACCGACUUCCAGGGAGAGUCCAGUGCAAGUUUCCCCAUCAGCAUGGCAUCGCAGCAUCAAAACAGUGCACCUUCCAUGUUGACUCCACUAUCUGGAACCACCUCUGCCUCCUCUGACAAGUACGCCGUCUUCAAACAGCUGUCUGUGGACCAGCCGACAGAAGCCACAGCGCCUACCUCAGAUGGCGGAGACAAAUACAGCGUGUUUAGACAGCUAGAGCCACCUGCUGACAAGAAGCCACUAGGUGAAGGAUUUGCAGAUUUCAAGUCUGUCAGGACUGAUGACGGCUUCACGGACUUUAAAACCGCCGACAGCGUCUCCCCACUAGACCCUUCAGAACCAGCCAAGAUCUUCCAGCCUUGCUUCCCUUCUGCUUUCCCCAACUCUCUAUCGCUGCAACAACACCCGCAACAGCCGUCAGCCGUUUCUCUUUCUCAAGCCAAAAACUCUCUCAACAUGGCCGACCUGGACCUUUUCUCCUCAGUCACCUCCUGUGUCCAGCCAGUGACUGACACACAGACAAGCGCCUUCCCCUCUGUGACGGUACCCCCCUCUCUGGUGCUCCUCCCAGGCGGAGCCAAGCCCCCUGGGGGAGGAACUGACGAAUUUGGUGACUUUGCCCUCUUUGGCUCCUCCUGUGAUGCCACUCAAGCUACAGCAGCAGCAGGGGGAGCGGCGGCUGCGCCACAGGACGACUUUGCUGACUUCAUGGCAUUUGGGAGCUCUGGAGGCGAGCCCAAAGGUGAGAGCAGUGCAGGGGUCCAAGGUGAGAACCCGUCCCAGCAGCAGUCUCAGCAGCGCUCAGACAAGUAUGACGUGUUCAAACAGCUGUCUCUUGACGGCGGCCUGGCCUACGAUGACACAAAGGAGACCGGCGGUGGCUCCUUCUCAUCCCUCAAAAGCGACACUGACGACUUUGCCGACUUCCAGUCCUCAAAGUUCUGCACGGCGCUCGGCGCCUCGGAAAAGACCCUGGUGGACAAAGUGGCCGCUUUUAAACAGGGCAAGGAGGACUGCGUGUCUGUCAAGUCCCUCGACCUCCCAUCCAUCGGGGGGAGCAGCAUGGGAAAGGACGAUUCUGAGGACGCGCUUUCAGUACAACUGGACAUGAAGCUCACCGACAUGGGCGGAGACUUGAAGCACGUGAUGUCGGACAGCUCGCUGGAUUUGCCGGGUCUGUCGUCCCACCAGCCCCCUGCUACAGAAGGAGACGACAUGAAAUUUGAACCCUUUGGGACUUCGGUCCUCAGCAGCCUGGCCACUUACGACUGGUUGGACCGGGAGGAAUGUGUCACCGUUGAGGUCCAAAAGCCUCAGGGCCUCGAUGGGGAAGGCCCCCCACCUUCAGUCCUAACACAAAAACCGGAGCUGAAUUUUGAUAGUAACGCAAGCGUCUCAACCACCUCUCCAGCCAAGACCUCCCUCCACACAGACGACGCCUCAUUUUCCGAUGACAGGUUUGCCCCCUUCGCUGACUUUGGCACCAAGGACCAAAAGGGUGGCAGCGGUGAUGACGAGGAUGACUUUGGGGAUUUUGCCAGCACACAAUCAGACACGCCUCCUGCUGUUGCUGAGGCCAGUUCCGAGGCCAAACAAAGCGAACCCUCUGAUGAGUUCGGAGCUUUUCAGGGAGACAAGCCAAAGUUUGGCAAGUCCGACUUCCUGAAAGCCAGCGCUCAGCCCAAAGUCAAAUCCAGUGAGGAGAUGAUCAAGAAUGAGCUGGCUACAUUUGACUUGUCUGUCCAAGGGUCCCACAAACGCAGUCACAGUUUGGGCGAGAAGGAGAUUGGACGUUCCCCCACAUCUUUGGCUCCAGAGCAACCCUUCAGAGACCGAUCUAACACCCUGAGCGAGAAGCCCACCUUACCUGUUAUUCGGGACAAGUACAAAGACCUGACUGGUGAGGUGGAGGAGAGCGAGCGCUACGCUUACGAGUGGCAAAGGUGUUUGGAAAGUGCUCUGGAGGUAAUCACCAAAGCUAACAAUACGCUGAAUGGCAUUAGCAGCUCCUCCGUCUGCACAGAGGUCAUCCAGUCUGCCCAGGGCAUGGAGUAUCUGCUGGGUGUGGUGGAAGUGUACCGUGUGACAAGACGCGUGGAGCUGGGCAUCAAGGCGACUGCGGUAUGCUCGGAGAAACUGCAGCAGCUCCUGAAGGACGUCAGCCGUGUGUGGAACAACCUCACGGGCUUCAUGUCGCUGGCCAAGCUCGCGCCUGAUGAACCUUCUCUGGAUUUCACCUCGUGCAUUCUGAGGCACGGCAUCAAGAACGCCAAGGAGCUAGCGUGUGGGUUGUGCCUGCUCAACGUUGACUCUCGCAGCAAGGCUUUGACUCCAGAAAGUGUCAGGAGGUCAAGGGUACCCAUCACACCCAUGAGCAUCCUUAGAGUGCACUCUGCUGAGCAGGUAGUCAAAUGCUACAUGCAUUUCAUGUAUGAACACCCACCAUUCAAAUGUUUUGGUAAUAACAGUGUGUUGCAGAACUAUGCAAACAUCAAUAUUUGCCUUCUCAGGACACUGAAUCAAUCCCAGGUUGCCUUAGAACACGUUUUGUUUUGCCUCUCAUCCGAGCAGGCUUCAUCAAUUCAUGCUCUUGACUAGAUAGGGACGGUGCAGGCUCCACAGUAUUUAUUUUGUAAGAUACGCAAAACGACAGUCGUUAAGAUGCACUGGUGUUGGGCCUCUGCCAGGGAACAGUCAAAUCCAAAUGGUUAUGUGCACAUCUGAAACCAAAAGUGGCUGUGUUGUGUUUGAUACUUGUUAGAGGACGGAAAGGAAAGGAAGCUUUGUACUGUAGGUGGAAGAUGGAUGGUGUUGCAGCCCUCCUGUUCUGUUCAGAAAUGGUUUCUCAGCCUUGACGUAGAUAACCUCCCUCACUCUUCCUUCAAACUGCCCGUCUUCUCUCUCCAGAAUAUGUACAUUUUUGUCCUCAGAGGAGUGCGGUUCUCUUUGAGACUGCUGAGUCUCGACCUAAAGAUUUGACAUGUGUCUGCUCAUUGGCUACUGUUUGUGUUAUUUGUUGAAUCAGUACUACAUUUUGCUAUCAUCACAUACCUGUUAAGCAUUGCAACGGAUUUAUAGUCAUGCUGUUAUAUUUGUCAAAGGCUUUAGGGCCCAAAACGGUCCCACUAGUUAGAAAAAUGUAUGUUAUACAUUUUUGUCAAAAUGACUGCGUCACAUCUUUUCAGCAACACAAUUUUAAAGUUUUUGUGUCUCUAUUUUGCCAUUGGACUUUUUUUCAAUGGGAGAAAAACACUAAAUAUUCAAUGUUUUCCAAAAAUGAGGCGCAAAGUGGAAUUGUUGGGAUGAGGUUAUUAUAGCUGAUAUUUAGGAAUGGGGCCAGUGUAAUUUACAUAUCAGAAGUUGCUACCUGCGGAGAUUUCCGAUUCAUGAGCCAUGUCUGUGCUUUAAAGUUGUCAGCUUGUCAGCAAACGUAGGCGUAAGGAUAUAAACAAAUGUAGCCAAAAGAGUAUAAGUGAACGUAGCUGUCUCCACAUGUGCACUGUAGCCGUGCCCCUCACACACAAGCCCUCCUCUUGCUUUUGGCGUUCACAGCCACACAAAACAGUCAGAUAUCACAAACUCUUAGAGGAAAACCGCUCUUUUGCCUAUCAUUCACAGUCCUUAUGUGAAACAUGAGCACAUGUCUUUCUCUUUUCUGUGCGUUCUAAAGAGAGGAAGACAGUCAGCAUGAGGGAGCUAACAAUGCACGUGCCUACAAAAAACAUCUUUGCGAUACAUGGAGCACAGAGCACAUGAUAUCACAACGCAGGCCAUGUAGCCGUGUAUAAACAAAACAUGGAAUGUGGGCAAAUACUUUACAGAUCAUUUGGUUGUCUAUUCUUAGUUCUUGUUUCCUUGUCAGUAUAGGUUUGUGUCCUAUCGCAUUGUUUAGGUGUGGACGCGUUAUUUCUCAGUAGAGGCAUGAGGCGCUGCGUCACUACGCUAGAAAAAUAGUUCUUCGUGUAAGCUGCUACGAUAACAAUGUCGUUGUAGCUUGGGUAAUCUACAGGUCAUUUAUGUCAACAGAACAUUGUUGUCGUUUUUUGGAGAGUUCUUUUUGAGGGCUUUGUAGUCACGUGUGUGUGUGUGUGUGUGGACAACUAUCCAUCCAUCCAUCCAUUUUCUAUGCUGGAGCCUAUCCCAGCUGACUUUGGGUGACAGGCAGGGUACACCCUGGACUGGUUGCCAGCCAAUGGCAGGGCACAUAUAGACAUACACAUCUAUGGACUAUUUAGAGUCAAUUAACCAACCAACCAAUUAACCUAACAUGUGGGAGGAAACUGGAGUACCCGGAGAAAACCCACACACGCACGGGGAGAACAUGCGAACUCCACACAGAAAUGCCCAAGGGAGAAUCAAACCCUGUGUGGCCAACAUGCUAACCACUAGACCACCGUGCGGCCCUGGAGACAACUUAUGUUGGCUGAUAUUCUUCUAGUUACAUUUGCUGAUAUUCUUUUGGUGUGGUUGCAUAUUAAAGCAAACAGAGCUCUGGCGUUGGCAGAUAUCCAAAUUCAGGGAUGAAAUGGGUGCAUCCCUACUUUUUAUUAGGUAAAUAAAUGGUUUUGAUCCAUUAUUUUUUAGAGCAAACAUUUAAAAAUAUUCAGCCUUUUUACCCAUUGGUCCCAAAACGGUUCCUGCUAUAAAAGUGUGACGAUAAAUGUAACAUAUAGAUAUUUUUAAGGUAGAGGCUUAGAUUUAUUAGUUAUGUGAAAAGCAGUCUAUAUGUCAGAGUUACAGUAUAUGACAAAUAUAGCCCUGUGGGAUACAUUGUGGCAGUCUUUCACCAUGCAUUUCUCGUGUUGGUAGCAUUCAUUAUAGUAAGAAGCAAAACCAACCAUUAGCCGCAGCUCCCUCCCGCUGAGUGUCCAAAUGUCCUAUCAGCGUCUCAAGUCUCACCUUUCCACCCCCGCAGGCAUUCAACUCUGAGACGGACAACUUCAAGCUGCUGUACGGCGGCCACCAGUACCACGCCAGCUGUGCCAAUUUUUGGAUCAACUGCGUGGAGCCCAAACCGCCGGGCCUCAUCCUGCCCGACCUGCUCUGACCUUUUGACUCACCUU
Molecule: messenger RNA, 6862 nt
Organism: Dunckerocampus dactyliophorus (ringed pipefish)
Lineage: Eukaryota; Metazoa; Chordata; Actinopteri; Syngnathiformes; Syngnathidae
Gene: synrg
Product: synergin, gamma
Exons: 23
Coding region: 9-4397 (1462 amino acids)
Cellular component (GO): clathrin coat of trans-Golgi network vesicle
Molecular function (GO): protein binding
Source: RefSeq, a predicted model, not a curated record